Scomber scombrus (Atlantic mackerel) is the source of this 1155-nucleotide messenger RNA. RefSeq names its product interferon-induced protein 44-like. The record is from RefSeq and is a predicted model, not a curated record. Bases 1 to 1155 code for a protein of 384 amino acids. The transcript is spliced from 8 exons. Lineage: Eukaryota; Metazoa; Chordata; Actinopteri; Scombriformes; Scombridae.
AUGUUAAGCAGCCUUUCCUCCAUCUCAGCCGUCCAACACACCCAUACAAAAGCUUUCUUCGAGGCCCUUUCAAAAGUCUUCUCGCCUGACAAUAUCCUCAGUCGAGGUCAGCAGUUCUCCACCCUUGCCAAGAACAGCUUCCCCUUCCUGAGUCGCCUGAUGAAUUGCCAGAACUUCUUGGAGGCCUAUAGUCCUUCUACAUGGUCUCACCAAACUCCUCCCACACCCGGGUUUUUUGCUCAGCAAACACCCGAGCUGCUGCCUUCUAGGCCGUCUGCUAUGGGAGGAAAAAAGUCUAAGCAACCAGAGCCGCCCGCAUUCCUCGACAAACCAUGGAGAGAAAUAAACUGGGAUGAGAAACAGAGCGAUCUGCAGUAUGUGAAGAACUACAAACCUCACAUUAAAGAUCGGCAACUCAGGAUUCUUCUUCAUGGACCGGUUGGAGCUGGAAAGUCCAGUUUCAUCAACUCUGUUAAAAGUGUCUUAAAAGGCAGGAUGUGCAGAGUGGCCUUGGUGGAUAACACCUCUCAUGACUCUUUCACCAAAAAGUACACAACCUACAAGAUCGAAAAGGAAAACCCAAGCACUUUUUACCCUUUUGUCUUCAAUGACAUCAUGGGCCUGGACCCAAGCAAAGGUGUCCUUGUGGACGACAUCAAACUGGCUUUGAAGGGACAUGUGAAGGACAAUUACGUGUUCAAUCCUGAACAUAAGUUAUCAGAUGGUGACCAAUACUACAACCCAGAAGUAAAUCCCAAUGAUAAAGUUCAUGUCCUGGCUUGUGUCGUUCCUGCCGACACAUCAAGUCAAAUAGAAGAUGAAGUUAUAAGGAAGGUUCUGGAAAUCAGGAAAGUAGCCAGAGAACUAGGUUUUCCUCAAGUGGCCAUUAUCACCAGAAUUGAUAAGGCCUGUCCUGAGAUCUCACAAGAUUUAAAGAACGUCUACAAGUCCACCUACCUGAAGGAGAAGAUGGAGCAGUUCAGUGCAGAGGUGGGUAUCCCAAUGAACUGCAUCUUCCCCGUGAAAAACUACUCUGAAGAAAUCGACUUGAAUGAUGACGUUGACUCACUGGUCCUGAGCCCACUGAGACACAUCAUCGACUUCGGAGAAGACUUCAUGAACCACAAAAUGAAUCAGUUUGAAGGUUAUGCUUGA